AUGUGGAGUGAAUCGUUGAACGCUGAUUAUCAAAAUCAAAUCAACAAGAAGUACAUAGCAGGUGCAAUGAACUCUUUUUGUUCUUCUAUCAAUCGUUUGAUCGUUGAUGAGAAUAAAGUUGGUGAUACUUUCAUUUUGGUGUUCAAGGAUGAAAUUGGUAUACGAAAACUCGCUCAUCAUGCUAUACUUAUUGAUGUAGCCGGUGCAAGUGAUGAAAUUUAUCUUAAGGGCAUUCUAUUACAUUUGACAUCUGAUCAAGCAACUCGUAAAAGUAAAUUUCGAUAUGGUGACAAACGAAGAGCACGAACUGACUUCUAUGAAGUUGACUAUAUUGGUUAA
Molecule: messenger RNA, 339 nt
Organism: Adineta ricciae
Lineage: Eukaryota; Metazoa; Rotifera; Eurotatoria; Adinetida; Adinetidae
Source: the annotation of a GenBank genome assembly